Molecule: messenger RNA, 3034 nt
Organism: Acromyrmex echinatior (Panamanian leafcutter ant)
Lineage: Eukaryota; Metazoa; Arthropoda; Insecta; Hymenoptera; Formicidae
Gene: tacc
Product: transforming acidic coiled-coil protein
Biological process (GO): mitotic spindle organization; nuclear migration; cerebral cortex development
Cellular component (GO): cytoplasm
Source: RefSeq, a predicted model, not a curated record
UCAUGAGCCUGAACAAGAAAGAAAGAUCAUAAAAAAUAUUGAUAUUCAGUUAAGAAAUAGAAUCGUAAAAACAGAUCGAAUACUGUGCAUUGUGUCGAAAGCAUAGAAAAAAAUUCAGAAUAACAAAGAUUAUUUGUAUUAAUUUCAAAAUUAUUCGUGCACGGCAUAAUAUUUGUUUGGCAGAGGAUAAAAUCAUGUUAAGGGUAAAAACAUAGAAGGGGAAGUGAAAUCGUUUUAUUAUAGGGUUCUUUGAACCCGCGUAUAAAUAUGGGAUCAUGUUAUACGUUAAUGACAAUUAAAAGUGAAGAUUCUUCGAAAAGUCAUGGGAAAUCUUCUUUUAAAGAGCGGCAACGAUACUCCCUUGACUCUCCCAAAGACAGCAGAGCAUGAGGUCAAGGUUCAUUUUGCUCGCGAGUUUGCUGAUGUAGGAUCGGUCACGGAAAAUCUCUUGGCUCCGGAGAGUCUUUCGUCGGCCAGCAGUUUCCAUAGUCUCAGCAGUACUCUCAGUAUCAAAACCAGUAGCGGCAUAUGUACCGAUUCGACACCCGAAACUCCUGAUAACGUAGCGGACACAUCAUAUGUGAACUCCAACAUACCCGGUGUAGAGGAUUUGAUCCUCGCGUGUGCAGACAUCCAUUUAGGAAGUGAACACGACAGUCAGGAUCUCAGUCAAGAUCAGACGUUUACAUCGGCCGUAGACGAGGUACCGUUUCCCACAAGAGAUUGUUCCCUUAACGAAGAUUUCUUAGACAACGCCGAUAAUGAAACGGCGAUUGAGACAAGUUCUCAAUUAUGCAAGACAACGCCUUUGAAUCAAACGCAUAUUUUGGGAUCGUCUAAUAACACACUUCCCGUUCAAGAUUCACAAUUUGUGACUUCAUAUCCUCCUGCGGAAGAAUACGUACUACAAGUAGAAGAAUCGAUUGAUAAGCAUAUUCCGUUACAGGAAAGUGCUACAGUAACUGAGAUUGAAACGUGCAACAUUGUGAGUAAUCUUAUAAAGGAUUCACUGCCAACAAGUAAUGUGAAUGAUAAUCAGUUGGAUAUAACAACUAUUAUUUCAUCCAAUAAUACAACUUUCGAUGUGAUCGCGCUUAAUGAAGAACAGACAGUAAAAAACGAUUGCAACGCCGAAACACUAUCCUUAGAAGAUCCACAGUCGUGUCCUACCGAAAUUUCUGUUCCGUCCAUAUCCCCGUUAGCGCAAUAUGCGGAUCUUUCGUUAUCUAGUAUAUCCAAUAUAUCUUCACCAUUAGAACAUACUGACAGUAGUAAAACGAAAGAAACGAGUAUACAAACUUUAUCAGAGUUUAAACAGGAUACGUCAACUGUAUUGUCACCUUCCGACAAUUUUGAUCAAAAAUUGUGUGUAUCAUCGCAAGUAAUUGUAAAUAAUUCUAUUACUCAAACUGAAACGAACGAAAUUAUCAAGGAGCAAGAGUUGUCUGAAUUAGAUAUUGUAUCAGAUAAGGAAGAUAACAUACUAUUACCAAAUAAUAUCAGUAUUAUAGAACCAAAAACAUCAGAAGUUGAAGAAAACUUACAGACAAGUGUCGAUAAAAAAGAUUUAGAGGUAGAAAAUAGCGUAGUUUUGAAUGGAGUACAGAAAUUAUCUGAAGAAGAAAUUGCCAUAUGUAAUGAGACCCAUAUUAUAGAAAAACAAAAUAAUUCAUCAGAAACUGUAAUUAUAGAAAAGGAAAAAUGUAUCGUGGAAAGUGCACCUACGACGAGUGAUAGUAAAAAAGACACAUCUAUUGAAAUUCUCGAUCGUACACUUACUUUACAAGAGAUAGAUAUCAACUUUGCACCAGAUGAAGAACAAUACGAGGAAUUUAAACCUCAAAGACAAAGUACUACAUUGUCAUUGAUCAAUGGACAUUUUGAAGAAUUAAAAUCUACAGUGGAAAAAGUUACUAAUGAGCUACUUAAUCCUUCACUUGAAUUUACGGAAGAGACAGAUCAAUUUGUCAGUGCAACACCUGAAUUUUUCCAAGAUCCCUCGACAUUUGAUUUUUUGUUAGCACGAAGUAAUAAUCCUACCCAUACAAAUCGCCUUAGAACCGAAUCUUUGUAUGUUAAGUUUGACCCAUUGGUAUCAAAUAUCAGCAUGUUGCCUCAAGGAAAUGCCACAAUAAACGAAGAGAAAAAUGACAAAAAUGAAUCGCCACUUCCUGAUGUUGGUACACCAAAACGUAAUCCUGCCAUAGCAGCUAUAGACAGGCUGCUUUUUUAUAGUCCUCUUCCUAAUGCAACAGUCCAAAAGUCAGAGGAAGUUCAAGAAAAAAAUGAGCAACCAGUAGAAGAGCCUAAAUCAGACGCACCACUUAUUGAUCAUAUAGAUAUGAGUAAAGAACUUGAACUUGUAAGAACGACGGUAUUACAAUUGGAAGAAGAAUUGGAGAAACAGAAAAAGGAACACGAAGUAGAAUUGGAAAGACAGAAAGCAAUCUUUCAGGAAAAAAUUAAUAAACUACAGGCACAAAUGUCACAAGAAAUAAAAACCAAAACCCAAAUGACGGUUGUUGUGGAAGAAUACGAAAAAUCGAUUAGCAGAUUACUCACAGAACGAGAAAGAGAUCGUACAAGCUUCGAACAAGACAAGAUAAAAUUGCAAGAAGAAUUGCAAGCAGCAAACCAUCAUCUAACUAAUACGGAAGCAGCAUUCAACGAUGUACAUCAAAAGUAUGAAAGACUUAAAGGAGUUGUAUCAGUGUAUAAAAAUAAUGAAACUGUACUAAAAGAAAGUAUCCAGGAGAAUGUAGAAACCAUAAAAACAUUGGAAACGCGAUACGAUCAACUCAAGGAACAUGCAAUGGCUCAACUAGAAAAGGCUAAUCUAGAAUUGGAUGGAAUACGAAAACAGAAUGAAGCGGAAACAGUCAAAUUGCAUGCAAUGAUAAGGAAAGCAGAACUUAAAAGCAAUUCGCUCGCCGAACUUGUGGAGCAAAAAUCUAAGGAAAAUAAAGAACUUGCAAAAAUCUUAGAUGAAGUUAUCGCCAGGGUCGGUCACGGAAACUCGGAAUGAAAACGAGGU